Molecule: messenger RNA, 228 nt
Organism: Microbotryum saponariae
Lineage: Eukaryota; Fungi; Basidiomycota; Microbotryomycetes; Microbotryales; Microbotryaceae
Source: the annotation of a GenBank genome assembly
AUGGGGCCGAUGAAUAUGCUAGCUGUUUGCCUUUCAGAACGCUGCUAUUCAGUACCGGAGCUCCACGAGACGCCGACUCGCGGCGAGGCCGAGGCCGAGGCCCAGCCCCUAAUAAGCCGCUUCUGCCUGCGCGCCAUCAGUUGUGGAGCCAUCAGGGCUCCACCGAGAUAUGCUGUGUCUUCGGCAUCACUCCAACUCGAGUCCUGUCAGUGGCUUCGCCUCUUCUGA